AUGCCCAAGAAGCUUGUUCGGACUUCUGAUAUGCAAGUGGUUUCUGGGUUGCAAGUGAACGAAGGGUACUGUGCUCUCUCCUAUUCUUGGAAUCAAUCGGGAGACAGUGUUGUAGACGAAUUCACUGGCAAGGAGAAACGAGACGACCAAGGCAAACACAAAAUAGUUUAUCCUGCGAAAAAAAUACGACAAAAACCAAGAGGUCGAAAGCGCAUUCCACACAAGGUUAGACUUGUCAAGUUCGAAGGUCUUAUACAGCAAAUAUGCAAAGAUUUCAACAUCAAGUACAUAUGGUAUGACCAAAUGUGUAUCAAUCAAGAUGAUAUGGAAGAGAAGCGGGAGGAGAUACGACAUAUGCAUCGAAUCUAUUCCAACGCGUACUGCACCGUAGCUUUGGUACCCGAACUACAGGUGCGCAAGUACAUCAGCAAGAGGACGGAUAUACUGUAUUCCGAAUGUACCAAGGAACAUGACAGGGUCUUUGCGCUCGCCAACAUUUUUCCAGAAGUCAUGAGCAAGAUAACUGUUGACUACGACCAAUCGUUACACGACCUAUUGAUCCAGUUUUACGGCGCUUUAGCAGAACAUGAUUUAUCUGUCUUGUGCUUUAAGCGACGUGGUUACUCUCGCCUGUACAAGUCGAUUGCAGGUACUCACCCCACCGAGGCAGAUCCAAAUUACAUCGGAUUUCCACUGGAAUCUCAUCGGUUACCAUCGUGGACUGGCGUCGCCGGAGAACAUUAUCAAAUGGGGCAAUUGAAAACCAACUUCCAAAACUACUGCAUCAAUGGAGGGACCUUGGAAGUGACUUGCAUCGCAGUUACCAACAACAACCGGUCGAUUGCACCACCGCUUGUUUUCGAGAGCACUGACAUACCACCUAUACCUAAGGUCAAGGCACAAGGCGUUUACUAUCUUGCAAUAAUCGCACAACUGCCUGACUACGGCACUAAAACCGUCUACCUUAUAUCCGAAAGAGCUAUUUUAGACAAGGCUGGUAUACAAGCUCUAUCUAAAAAAUGCAGCUUACUGUCAUUUUUACUGCCAAUCAAGAAGGAGAAUCUGUGCUGGUUGGAUCGUGCUGUAGAAAAGGACCACACGCUUGUAGACGAUAUCAAUUUGACGGAAGAUAUUAGCGAUACUUCUCGACAGCUUGUAAUGCUUUCCGAAAUAAGCUUUCCCGUCUCUGAUGAUUUUACAACAUGCUACUACCCUGUUGUCAAAAAAGAUGGUGAUCAUUACAAAGCUAUUGGUAUUUGUAUACUAGAUGAUCCUGAAUUAUUAUUGGCCGGAUAUACUCCCGCCAAACAAACGUAUCGUAUUCAAUAAAAAACCGGUUACAAUGCUUUGUAUGUAAUGGUACCAGAAGAUAUCAAGAGCAUUCAUAAAGGAUAAUUGUGAGCCUUUAUAAAGUGUCAUGUCGACUCGGGUCGACAUAGUUUUUCUAGCAUAUUAAACGAUUGCUGGACUGAAAAUAGAGCUAAUGAUACAUGCUAUAUAACAUCCACAAGUAUGGUCGCGUCUCCUAGAUGAGCU
This is a messenger RNA of Zychaea mexicana, 1536 nucleotides long. RefSeq names its product heterokaryon incompatibility protein-domain-containing protein. Lineage: Eukaryota; Fungi; Mucoromycota; Mucoromycetes; Mucorales; Lichtheimiaceae. The record is from RefSeq and is a predicted model, not a curated record. The coding region runs from base 1 to 1329 and encodes 442 amino acids. The transcript is spliced from 3 exons.